Messenger RNA from Tauraco erythrolophus (red-crested turaco), 1717 nucleotides. NCBI's taxonomy places the organism in Eukaryota, Metazoa, Chordata, Aves, Musophagiformes, Musophagidae. The record is from RefSeq and is a predicted model, not a curated record.
CCCGCGCCCGCCGCCGUCAAGCCCACAGGAGGCUUGUGUCUGCUCGGCGCGUAUGCAGACAGUGACGACGAGGAGGGCGAAACCCCGGAGAAGUCGGCCCGUUCCACGGAUGCAAACGGCAAUAAUUCAGCAGACAUCGACAGCACACUGGCAAACUUCCUGGCGGAGAUUGAUGCCAUCACGGCUCCUCCGCAGCCCACUGAGCCCGCCCUCGCCACCUCCUCCGCGCCACCCCCCACACCUCCCCGCCCAGAGCCGAAGGAGUCGGGCUUGGUGCAGUCCACAGGCACCACCAACGGCGCAAGCUCUGCGCCGGCCCCAGAAUGGCAGUAUGACACCCAGUGCUCGCUGGCGGGAGCUGGAGAUGUGGGCGACUGGCAGGAGGUGUGGGACGAGAACACCGGUUGCUACUAUUACUGGAACACCCAGAGUAACGAGGUGACCUGGGAACUGCCGCAGUACUUGGCAACCCAGGUCCAGGGCCUGCAGCACUACCAGCACAGGUGGGUGAGACCCUCAGCCCCACAAGGAGCAAACGGCAGCUUCGUAGCGGCUGCUGAGCUGUACCCCCAGGAGAAGGGGGCUGCCCCGGGCAGUGUCAGCCGUGGGGCCAGCCUCACCAAGCGGGAGGUGAAGAAGGAAGUGAACGAAGGUGUGCAGGCCCUCUCCAACAGCGAGGAGGAGAAGAAAGGAGUGGCCGCAGCCCUCCUGGCACCGCUCCUGCCCGAUGUGGUGAAGGAGGAAGAGGAGCGCUGGAGAAGAAAGGUGAUCUGCAAAGAGGAGGUCGAGCUGCCCAUGGAAGAGGAGGUGAAAGCAGAAGAGGCGGCAGCUGCUCCUGAAGAGCAGGAGCCCACCAGAGAUCCCCUAGAAGACACGUUGCAGGAGGAUUUGUGCAGUGUGGUGCAGUCAGGAGAGAGUGCAGAGGAAGAGGAAGAGCAAGACACCCUCGAGCUGGAGAUGGUGCUGGAGAGAAAGAAGGCGGAGCUGCGUGCCUUGGAGGAAGGCGAUGGCAGUGUUUCGGGCUCCAGCCCGCUCUCUGAUGGGAGCCAGUCGGCCUCGCAGGAUGCAACCCGCAGGCUGGCCUCCAAGCGAGGGAAAUGGAAACUGUUUGUUGGAGCCGCCAGCCCUGAAUCUGCAAGUCGAGGCUCCAGCAAAACAGGACGGGAGAGCCCGGAAGCAGGAGAAGCAGCAGUGAGCACAGAAGCAGCUGAUGUGAAUUCAGACAAAGAGGCAGAGUCUGAGGAGCCCCAGGAGAAAACAAAAGCCCAAGGGGCACCAAAAACAGAAGAGGAAGAGCAGGACCUAAAGUUUCAGAUUGGAGAACUGGCAAAUACUUUGACUAGUAAAUUGGAGUUCCUGGGCAUCAACAGACAAUCUAUCUCCAACUUCCACAUGUUGCUGUUGCAGACAGAGACACGCAUUGCAGAAGGUGCUCUCAAUGGAAACUACCUCAAACGCAAACUCCAAGACGCAGCCGAACAGCUAAAACAAUACGAAAUAAACGCCACCCCUAAAGGCUGGUCCUGCCACUGGGACAGGGAGCAUAGACGCUAUUUCUAUGUUAACGAGCGCUCAGGAGAGUCGCAAUGGGAGUUCCCCGACGGGGAGGACGAAGAGGAGGGACAGCGGACCACCGACAGAAAAGCCGACGGUCCUCCUAAACCACCUCCAAAAGACAAAGGAGAGCGCGCCGGGGACCCCACUGAGCGCCCCACAG